This is a messenger RNA of Theobroma cacao (cacao), 2497 nucleotides long. Its product is annotated as protein DETOXIFICATION 53-like. Gene Ontology annotation, cellular component: membrane. Gene Ontology annotation, biological process: xenobiotic detoxification by transmembrane export across the plasma membrane. Lineage: Eukaryota; Viridiplantae; Streptophyta; Magnoliopsida; Malvales; Malvaceae. The record is from RefSeq and is a predicted model, not a curated record. Gene Ontology annotation, molecular function: xenobiotic transmembrane transporter activity; antiporter activity.
AUUAUUACAAUAGUGGUAGAGCCGGAGGAAGGGGGUUCCUUAAUAAAUUUCUGGGAAGGUUCCAGAAAACUAAGCUUUUGAAGCUACAACGAAAACUGGUUAAGAUUCUUUGACUGCUUGGCAGAUGAUUUUCCAUUAUAGGAUAGUGUAUUAACUUUAACUGACAGAUGGUAGUAAUACGGGUAAAUACGUUAAAAGCAUUAAAGAAGAAAAUAUACUAACUUAGGAAAGAAAUUCAAGAGAAUGGUAAGUAAUAGCUGUGACUGCAUAUUUGUUACUCACUUAACAAAUAAAGGUGGUGCUUCUUCUCAUCCUUCAAUGCCUCUCCAUAAUCUAUAUAUGCCAUUAAAUUCACAGCACGUGCUUCGGUAUUGUUAGUCAUUUAACAAAUGAAGGUUGUGCAUCGUCUAAUCCUUCAAUACCUCUCCUUAAUCUAGAUACUCCUAUUGAAUUAACAGCGCAUGCUUCUGUAUUUUCUUAAAACACUUCCUAAACUUGCAAAGAGGGGAAUGGUGUUUCAUUUAUGAGGAUUAGAUGUAAGUUUUGAGGUUGUACUUUCGCUGCGGAGAGGAAACUGCCUUUCUAACGUAGUAGUCGGAAGCAAAUUUGUCCAGAUAUUCAUUGUAAAACUACUUGCAAGUUAUGGCUGGCUCCAAGAGAGAGAACAAGUACCUGUGUACAGAGAUUUAAUUAUCUCUCAGGGCCAGAGUUAGUCUCUAAGAGAAUAUCUUAAUUUUUAAGCAAGAGCCUUGAAGAAAAGUUUUCUUAGAUCUCAAAAGACACAGAAAAGUGCACUCAUCUUGCGCAACAAGCUGGGGUUUUUACUUGAUAGAUUCAUGGUUGCAGACGAGCUGAUAUCACUGGGGAAAAUUGCAUUUCCAUUAUUACUUUCUGGCCUGAUUUUGCACUCCAAGUCCAUAAUGUCCAUGUUAUUUUUGGGAUAUCUGGGGAACAUUGAGUUGGCUGGAGGCUCACUGUCAAUGGGAUUUGCAAACAUCACAGGCUACUCUGUAAUCAAGGGUCUGGCUAUGGGGAUGGAACCUAUAUGUUGCCAAGCUUAUGGAGCCAAAAAAUGGACAGUUCUUAGCCAAACUUUUAAACAGACCCUCUGCCUCCUAUUACUUGCAGCCAUUCCAAUCACCUUAUUAUGGCUGAACAUGGAGCCUAUCCUUCUGUCAUUUGGUCAGGAUGAGACCAUUACAUCAGUGGCAAAGGUAUUUAUCACAUACUCCAUUCCUGAAUUGCUUGCCCAAGCUCUCCUCCAUCCUUUGAGAAUUUUCAUAAGGGCACAAAAUCUAAUCAAACCCCUCCUUCUGUCUGCAACUUGUGCAAUGAUCCUCCACCUUCCAAUCAGCUACUUCCUUGCAAUAUAUUUGGAUUUGGGGAUUAGAGGAGUUGCUCUGGCCUCUGCUUGCAACACAUUAAACUUAAGUUUAGCUUUGCUAGCAUAUCUCUUCAUUUCAGAAACAGCAAUAAAACCUUGGGAUGGUCAAGCCGUAACCAAAUCCUAUCGACUUUGGCACCCACUGCUGACGCUCAUGGUUCCAAGUGUAUUAUCUGUGUGUUUAGAAUGGUGGUGGUAUGAGAUAAUGGUGCUACUAUGUGGGUUAAUUAAUAAUCCAGAGGCAAGUGUGGCUGCAAUGGGAAUUCUCAUACAAACAACGGGAGUUCUUUAUGUUUUUCCAAAUUCUCUAAGCUUAAGUUUAUCAAUGCGUGUUGGGCAAGACUUAGGGGCUGAAGCGCCCGCACAGGCACGGCAGACAACCAUUAUAGGACUUAUUAUAGCUAUGGUAUGGGGACUAGUAGCUUUUGCUUUCACAAUUGCAGUAAAGGAUGUGUGGGGAAAGGUAUACACAAGUGAGCCUCAGGUUCUUGCAUUGACAUCAGUUGUCUUACCUAUAUUGGGCUUUUGUGAGCUUGGAAACUGUCCUCAGACAGCGGCAUGUGGAGUCCUGGUAGGUUCUGCUAGACCUAAGGUGGGUGCUUGCAUAAAUUUUUGUUCAUUUUACCUUGUUGGUUUGCCUGUUGCUGCUUUUGCCGCAUUUAAAUUAGAGAUUGGUUUCCUUGGGUUGUGGUAUGGGCUUGCUGCAGCACAAGCCUCAUGUAUGUGUUUGAUGAUUUGCACUCUAGUUUUCACUGAUUGGAAGCACCAAGCUAAGAGAGCCAAGGAACUGACUCAAGCCGCGGAGGACCAGAAAAAUGAACUGGAAGCCGAUCUUCUUAGUUGAUAUUAGUUUUCUAGUAAUUCAAAACUAGAGCUCUUUUAACAUGAGAUGAUCCCCUAAUAAGCUAAACUAGCAAAAGAUCUUCAUGUUCCUUUUUUACUUGCUUUUAUCUAUUUUGGUCCUUUUUCUUUGGCAGGCUGGGAGAACCAACAUUGUUGCCAGCUUAUAGGAUAUGCAUUGGUAGAAUAACUGUACUUCUCUGCAAGUAACAGAAUUGACAAAUUUUAUCUUUAUCACUUAAUUGUGCAAUAUGAAACCAGGUUGCAAGUCAA